CCGCGGUGCUGUGCGGCCGCUCCCCCCCCCCCCCCCGCCCCCCCCUCCCCGCGCGCGUUCCCGCCCCUCGCGCGCGCUCCCGGCGCGCUCCCGCCACCCGCGCGCGCGCCGCUCCGUCGCUGCUCCGGCCGAGCGGGGGAGGCGGCGGCUCCGCUCCCGAUCCCGAUCCUGAGCCCGGUCCCGCUCCGGAUCCCGGUCCCGCAUCGCCGUGCGCGGGGCGGCUCGAUUUUGAGGACAAACUGCUCUAUCAAUAAUCUGAAGAAGGGGAUUCUCUGUUAAGACUGAAAGAAGAUACUGCUAACUGACUGGAGGCCAAGAACAGAGUGCAGCACUGGCUGUAGGUUUGCUGGCAUGGGUAAUCUCAUUAAGGUGCUAACCAGGGACAUAGACCACAAUGCAGCACAUUUUUUCUUGGAUUUUGAAAAUGCCCAACCUACAGAAUCUGAAAAGGAAAUUUAUAAUCAGGUGAAUGUAGUGUUAAAGGAUGCAGAAGGAAUACUGGAAGACUUGCAGUCAUAUAGAGGAGCUGGCCAUGAAAUACGAGAGGCAAUACAGCAUCCAAAUGAUGAGAAGCUACAAGAGAAGGCWUGGGGUGCAGUUGUUCCACUAGUAGGCAAACUAAAGAAAUUCUAUGAAUUUUCUCAAAGACUAGAGGCAGGACUGCGAGGCCUGCUGGGAGCCCUGACCAGCACUCCGUAUUCCCCAACACAACACCUGGAGCGAGAGCAGGCUCUUGCUAAGCAAUUUGCAGAAAUUCUUCACUUUACACUCCGAUUUGAUGAACUCAAGAUGACAAAUCCUGCUAUACAGAAUGACUUCAGCUACUACAGAAGAACUCUGAGCCGUAUGAGGAUUAACAAUGUCCCAGCAGAGGGAGAAAAUGAAGUAAAUAAUGAGUUGGCAAACAGAAUGUCUUUAUUUUAUGCUGAAGCGACGCCAAUGUUGAAAACCUUAAGUGAUGCCACAACAAAGUUUGUGUCAGAGAAUAAAAAUUUACCGAUCGAGAAUACAACAGAUUGCUUAAGCACCAUGGCCAGUGUGUGCAGGGUCAUGCUGGAAACCCCUGAAUAUAGAAGCAGGUUUACAAAUGAGGAAACAGUAUCAUUCUGUCUGAGGGUAAUGGUGGGUGUCAUCAUACUCUAUGACCACGUGCAUCCAGUGGGCGCUUUUGCCAAAACUUCAAAAAUUGAUAUGAAAGGAUGCAUCAAAGUUCUUAAAGACCAGCCUCCUAACAGUGUAGAAGGCCUUCUAAAUGCUCUCAGGUACACAACAAAGCAUUUGAAUGAUGAGACUACCUCCAAGCAAAUUAAAUCCAUGUUGCAAUAACAAUUACCUGGAAUUCGCACCUGCUGUAGACAGUAUUCUGCAAUGACUGAGAUGCACAGAUUUUUUUUUUUAGUGAUUGCAACUACUAUCUYGUUCCUUCUUGCUUUUUAUUUUCUCUCUUCCUGUUUACCCUUUUUUUUAAUCACUUUCUUGUACCUAAGUAAGCUCAGACUUCUUUUCUGUGCCAAAUCAAUGAAAAUUAUCAAUUCUGGAAAGUAUUUCUACUUUUCAGAAUAGCCAUCCUAAGUGGCAGCUAAUUAUGCGUUGCAUUUGGAUUUCUCUGUACUGGGGAAAGAUUUGUGACUUGAACUAAAUAUUUUUAAACUUGUGGUUUUUUUCUUUUUUUGAAAAACUAAUAUUUAAUAUUGCUUCUUCUGCAUGGCAAGACUGCCUAUUUCUGCUAUUUAAAAAUCCCUUGAUGACUUCAUUUUCUAUUGCAGCUUAUUUUCAUGUGCAACCAUGAGGAAACUAAAAGCAGAUUUGUUUAAAUUAACUGUGUUUGUACAAAAUGGUACCCAACACAAAAGUUUUUUUAAAUGAGUAAAAACUGUUUUGUUUAAAAGUUA
Messenger RNA from Malurus melanocephalus (red-backed fairy wren), 1892 nucleotides. RefSeq names its product CYFIP related Rac1 interactor B (gene CYRIB). NCBI's taxonomy places the organism in Eukaryota, Metazoa, Chordata, Aves, Passeriformes, Maluridae. The transcript is spliced from 13 exons. Gene Ontology annotation, biological process: regulation of actin filament polymerization; positive regulation of T cell activation. Gene Ontology annotation, molecular function: small GTPase binding. The record is from RefSeq and is a predicted model, not a curated record. The coding region runs from base 352 to 1326 and encodes 324 amino acids.